CCGCGGACCUGGAGGCCGAGGCCCGGGACUUCCUGGAGAAGUUCGACCGGGACGCCACCUCAAAGAUGUACCAGUACUCUCUGGCCUCRUGGGCCUACAACACGGACAUCACCGAGGAGAACUCCGACAAACUGUYGGAACAAGGAGAAAUCUGGAGCUCGUUCUACAGCCAGGCGUCGGAGGAGUCCAGAAAAUAUCCCAUCGAUCAGAUAAACGACCCGAACAUCAAGUUUCAGCUCAUCUCCUUACAGGACAAAGGCUCCGGGGCUCUGAGUCCAGAUAAAGCUGCACACCUGAACGAUGUGAUGAGUGAGAUGAGCACCAUCUACAGCACCGCCACCGUCUGUCUGCCUCACGACCCUCUCGACUGCCAGACUCUGGAACCGGGUCUGGAGGACAUCAUGGCCAACAGCAGGGACUACGAGGAGCGUCUCCACGUGUGGGAGGGCUGGAGGAAGGAGGUGGGGAAGAGGAUGAGGCCGCUCUACGAGGACUACGUGGACCUGAAGAACGAAGCAGCCAAACUAAACGGGUUUGAAGACUAUGGAUCUUACUGGAGAUACAACUACGAGACCAUCGAGGACGACCCUCAGUUCCAGUACAGCCGAGACCAGCUGAUGGAUGAUGUUCGCUCCAUUUACAAAGAGAUCCUGCCGUUAUACAUGGAGUUGCACGCCUACGUGAGAGCCAGACUCAUGGAGGUCUACCCAGGUCAGAUCGAUCCUGAGGGUCCUCUGCCGGCCCACCUGCUGGGUGACAUGUGGGGCAGGUUCUGGACCAACCUGUACCCCCUGUCAGUCCCGUAUCCUGACAAACCCGAUAUCGACGUCAGCAAAACCAUGGUGGAACAGGGUUGGUCCGAGCUUCAGCUUUUUAAAGAAGCUGAGAAGUUCUUCAUGUCCGUGGGUCUGUACAAGAUGUUUGACAACUUCUGGACCGACUCCAUGUUCGUGAAGCCCGACGACGGACGCCAGGUGGUGUGUCACCCCACCGCCUGGGACAUGGGGAACCGAGAGGACUUCAGGAUCAAGAUGUGCACCAAGGUCGACAUGGACAACUUCCUGACGGCGCACCACGAGAUGGGUCACAACCAGUACCAGAUGGCUUACCGGAACCUGUCCUACUUGCUGAGGGACGGGGCAAACGAGGGGUUCCACGAGGCCGUCGGAGAAAUCAUGUCCCUGUCUGCCGCCACACCCAAACACCUGCAGAGCCUUGACCUCCUGCCUGCUGACUUCGUYUACGACAGCGAAACUGAAAUCAACUUCCUGCUGAAGCAGGCUCUGACCAUCGUGGCCACGCUGCCCUUCACCUACAUGUUGGAGGAGUGGAGGUGGCAGGUGUUCGCAGGAACCAUCACCAAGAACGAGUGGAUGAAGGUCUGGUGGGAGAUGAAGAGGGACAUGGUGGGCGUGGCAGAACCAGUUCCCCGAGAUGAGUCUUACUGUGACCCUCCUGCUCUGUUCCACGUCUCUGGAGAUUAUUCCUUCAUCCGGUACUUCACCAGAACCAUCUACCAGUUCCAGUUCCAGAAGGCCCUCUGUGACGCAGCCAAUCAUGACGGUCCUUUAUCAUCAUGUGACAUCACCGGGUCCAAAGAAGCAGGAACCAAACUGAGAAACAUGUUGGAGCUGGGACGGUCCCAGUCCUGGACCAGAGCUCUGCACACCAUAUCUGGACACACCAGGAUGGACGCCCAGCCCCUGAUGGAUUAUUUCCAGAAACUUUACGACUGGUUGAAGGAGGAGAACAAGAAGCACGGCAGUGUCGUGGGCUGGAAACACAGCACAGCUGCAGCUCCACCUUCAGGCUCAGUUAAAGUCAGAAUAAGUUUGCUUGCAGCUUUGGGUGAAAACGCUUAUUCCUGGAACACAAACGAGAUGUUCCUCUUCAAGUCCAGCGUUGCUUACGCCGUGAGAGAGUUCUACCAUCAGACGAAGAAACGCACACUUGACUUUACAUCAGAAAAUGUCCACACCUUUGAUGAAACACCCAGGAUUUCCUUCUACAUAGCUGUGACCAACCCUGAAACUCCAACCGAGUACAUCCCAAAGGCCGACUUGGAGGCAGCCAUCAGGUUAAAACGCGGCCGGAUCAACGAAGCCUUCCAGUUGGACGACCAGACGCUUGAGUUCAUAGGGAUCCCUCCGACGCUGGCGGCGCCCAAGCAGCAGCCGGUGGAGGUGUGGCUGGUGGCGUUCGGCGUGGUCAUGGGGAUCGUGGUGCUGAUGGGCGUCUACCUCCUCACCACCGGCAUCAGGGAGCGCAGGAAGAAAUCGGAGGCGGCAGCGGCCGUGGAGAAUCCUUACGACAUGAACGUGGACGGAGUCAGCAACAAGGCUUACGAGGAAAGUGACAACGAACAAACCGGGUUCUGAGGAGUCCAGAGGACAGAUUUCACCGGAGCUGCAGCCUCUUGUUAAACAUCUCUGUAAAAUGUGAACGGAAUCUGAAAAGCAAAUAAUCACUCAGGGUUUAAUUUAUUUUAGUGUUUUUAUAUAUGAAUGUAAGAGUGGAUAAAUACGGGUUUAGCUUUAAAUCUUUAAAUGCUGUUUACUUGUUUAUUAGAAAAGUUAUUGUUGUUGUUGUUGAGCUCUAAACCAAGGAUCACAGAAUUAAAUCCAUUUAUAGACCAGAAAUAUGAUCAGAAUCUACUUCCUGUCAUUUUACUCCUGAUAGUUCAUCAAAUGUCCUUUAUUAGAGUCAUUUAAAUGUAAGACUAAGUGAUGAUGUCACUAACAGGUMGUCUCAUUUGAUUGGUAUUAUUUUAUUCUUAUGUUGUCACUGCAGAGUGGAGGUCACAGUUAAAUACUGAACAGAGCUUUGGUUUAACAGAGAACUGUAGAAACUCCUCUGCCUCACAUCUGAAUGAUGAAGAGGAAGGAGGAAUCCCACUCCUUGUCUGUCUCAGMCAUCUCCACCAGGUCGCUGUGGGCGAUCUGCAUGAACCAGCCUCGGUACAGCGCCGACUCGAAGCGCCGCUGCUUGGUC
This is a messenger RNA of Austrofundulus limnaeus, 2991 nucleotides long. RefSeq names its product angiotensin I converting enzyme 2 (gene ace2). Gene Ontology annotation, cellular component: plasma membrane. Gene Ontology annotation, biological process: proteolysis. Gene Ontology annotation, molecular function: peptidyl-dipeptidase activity; metallopeptidase activity. The record is from RefSeq and is a predicted model, not a curated record. NCBI's taxonomy places the organism in Eukaryota, Metazoa, Chordata, Actinopteri, Cyprinodontiformes, Rivulidae.